Messenger RNA from Cydia strobilella, 6609 nucleotides. It is a transcript of the gene CycJ, whose product is annotated as cyclin-J-like. The coding region runs from base 288 to 1574 and encodes 428 amino acids. NCBI's taxonomy places the organism in Eukaryota, Metazoa, Arthropoda, Insecta, Lepidoptera, Tortricidae. Gene Ontology annotation, cellular component: cyclin-dependent protein kinase holoenzyme complex; nucleus; cytoplasm. The transcript is spliced from 6 exons. Gene Ontology annotation, biological process: regulation of cyclin-dependent protein serine/threonine kinase activity; mitotic cell cycle phase transition. Gene Ontology annotation, molecular function: cyclin-dependent protein serine/threonine kinase regulator activity. The record is from RefSeq and is a predicted model, not a curated record.
UGUCAGUCAUGUCGUGAAACGAGGAUACCGCAUCAUGUGAAGGAAAAUCACUAAAAACGCUGCAUUGCUUGUGUUUUUGUUCAACGAGUGUGUUCUAAUUGAACUAUAUAGAGUUAUGUUCGUGGAAAGAAAAGUAGGCGUUUGCAGUAUUAGUGUGAUAGUGGCAUUUUUCAAGGAUUUUAUUUGACACUUGUUUCCACGUGGUGACUGUCACUGAUCAGUCGACGUGUAAAAAGUAAUCGCCCUUUUUGUUCACAAAUUCACCCUCACAGCUAAGUUAUUAACAGAUGGAAUCCUUGAAUAUGUCUCAAUUAAACCUGUCCAACGUAAGAAGCCAAGUUCCCCACGAAAGUGGGACAAAGAGCGUUUCUGAAGCGGAGGCAAAACUGGAUGCAAUCAGUAUCCGAGAUCCAGAUGACGAGUAUCACUGCGAGUACAGGGAGGACAUUUGGAAUCAUCUGUUGGAGCAGGAGGCCGAGAAACCUGUGAUACAUCUGCAGUCCCCUCAGGCAAAAUUCCGCGGCGCCCUGAUCCAGCAGCUACGGGACAUCAGCAAGAAGCUCGGCCUGAGCAUCGCCACUCUUCACUCUGCCGCUGCGCUUUUAGAUCUAUUCAUGGAUGCGCACAGGCUCAGGGCGGACCGACUGACGCACGUCGCAUUGGUCUGCUUAAGUCUAGCGGCUAAAAGCGAAGAGAAAUUCAGCCGUGCCCCAACCCUCAAGACCCUCUCCAAGAUCAGUAACGUCCACCUCUGCGGCAAGACAUUCCGCCAGCUAGAAUGGAUGGUGGGCCAGCACGCAAGAUGGCGGUUAUUGGCACCCACACCAGUAACCUUCGCAGCAUUGCUGGCGCAAUAUGUGGUUACCGACGGGGACCUGACGACUAGGCAUCCGAAAUUCGUGAGACGGUUUAAGAGGGAUGGAGCGAAGCAGUUGGAAGCGUAUCUGGAUUUGACUUUGUCGGAUGUCCGUCUCAAAGUAGUUGAAGGCGUAGAAGUAGGAUGCGCUUGCGUCGCGUGCGCCCGCGCCGAGCUGGGACUGCCUGCGUGGCCGGCCUGGCUCGCCACCGCCACGGCACGCCAAGCUUCGCGUAUCGCCCCUGUCGCCCGUUUGCUGCACCGGAUGAUGCAAAUUCUGAAGUCACGAGAAACGCCAACGGAAGCGGAGAUCGACCAAGGCUACAGCAGCGCCAAAACCUCACCGAACCAAACACCAUCCACAUCGCCUCUUCAAGUCAGCCCGGGCUCAUCAACCUGUAGCACAUCAACCCGCAGCUACGUCAACGUAGACACUUCUUACCGUCAUAAACCGGUACAAACAGGUGUGUAUUCCGUUCUAGAUUUAAACAACACUAGCGUCACCAAUAUAGAAAAUUACUACCUACCAACAGCGGUCGACAUGACUCUAAGAGUAGACAACCCUAACGAUUACAGGUAUUUUAAGUCGCGUAGGUUAAUCGAAGCUAGCUUAGAAGGCGGAGCUGCCAAUAGGGCUGUGAAACGAGGUUUGGACAGCACGGUCGAGUUGGAUAGGAAAAGGUACCGUUUGACUCAGAUGUCGCAGGUAGUUCAAUGAUUUUAUUUCUAGUCGGUCCAUGUUUGUGAAUUACAUUGUGUUUUUUGUAAGCUGAAAUAAUAAAUGAGAUUGGAACAAGAUGAAACACCAGUGGUUCCUUUUUUAUGCGGUGUUUUUGUUGUGUCUGAUCAUACUCUGAGUGAAUAUUUAGGACAUACUGAAAAACUAUUACUAUGGUACACUACUAAAUAAAAAUCUGCUGUCUCAUUUCGGCGAUUCAUAGGUGGGUGAAUCAACUUUAUGAAACACUUAAUUUCGUGUAAUCCUCCCUAGCAAAGAAAAAUCGAUUUUUCAAAAACCAUGUUGAUUUUUUUACUUUUUUUGUUUACACGGCCAUUAUUAGAUCCAUAAGUAUUAAUUAACCACAUUAAUAUUAACAACUUGAUUAGAUAAAAGUUACAUUUUGUAACGCACCAGAAAAAAAGUUUUCUGGUGCCAGAAAAAAUCAGGGACACCAUUUUUGUAUUUUUCAGCUGCGUUACCGUACAAAAUGUAACUAUUAUCUGAUCAAGUUGUUAAUUUUAAUGUGUUAAUUAAAUACAUUUGUAUAUAAAAAUGCCCGUGUAAACAAAAAAAUAAAAAAAUCAACAUGGUUUUUGAAAAAAUCGAAUUUUCUUUGCUAGGGAUCUAAAAUACGAAAUCAGUAUUCUAGAAGUUGAUUCGCCCAGGUAUGUCAACGUUUUCUAUAGAAUAGCAUUUUUUUUUUUUGAUUCAAGGUUGGCCCCAUAGUAAAAUUUGUUUAAUACCUACAUAUUCAAUUCACCCCCUCAGUGCAUGAAAUCAAUACUUACACAUAUAAUCUAAAAAAAAUACUAUCAAUUUUUUUUUGUUCUAUUAGAAUUGUCUUACAAUAAAGGAAUUUAAAAAAAAAACGUGUUUCGGAUCACUCGAAUCUCAUUUAUUAGUUUAAAGCAUAUAUCCAAUUUCAUCAAAAAAUAUUGUUGAUACUGCCAAAAAUUUUCAAAUGUGGACAUUUAAACAAUUGCAUAUGCUUAAUUCGUGCAUUUGAUAUGCAUACAUUAGCAUUUGUAAACGCAUAUGCAAUUUAUUAGUCUAAUUUCUAUAUCAAGCUGAAUUUUGUAUAAGCUAGCACGAAUAUUAUAUGCUUAAUAAGUUUAUACUUAGAGGGAAUAAGGAGUUUGUAUAAGGCGCUCAGUUAUUAUUUACAUAUUUGCACUACUUUUUCUAUUUUUUCUAAAAAUGUAAACUCAGUCACUUGUCCAUAUAUUAUUUUGAAACAAUUUUUUUUAUAUCUUAUUAAUGGUGUAAAUUAGGUCAGUAAAUUGGAGGUUUGGUAUGACUUUAAAAGUCCGAGCAAAAGCGAAGUUUUCAAAGAUACGAGUCGACAUUUUUAUAAUGAACGCCACUUUGAGCCACAAACAUGCAUUUCUGUAUUGGAAUGUUAUUCUUAUUCCUUCUCUUACUCACUUGGUGGUGUACUGUAUACGAACGAAGCAUGGAUUCAUGCAGCUAGGUAAUAGCGAGCCAAAGGAAAUUAGACAACUGAAUAGGCAAAAAUUAUUAAAAUGUUUAAAAAAAUCCUCAUGUAAUGUUGAUUUUUAGGUCUGCGACCACUAAAAAAACAUCCAAAUCUAAACAGAAUAUAAAAACAAAGAUUUUUUCUGUUCUAUCUAAAUUAAAGUCGGCAAAAGAGUUGGAUAUACUAGAAAUUUCUUCGCAUAAGUGGUCAAUUUUCACUGCCGCCAACUGUACUAAAAAUUGUUUGGUUGUCAGAUUUUCUGUAGGCUCAAUGACUGUAGGUAUAGACGGAAACGAAAUGUGAUAUAGGGUAAAUAAUAUUUAUUGGCCAUAUAAGUUUUUAAAAUUAAAAUUUUCGUACUUUUCUAAAAUUCUUGACGCAAGACAAUGUUUUAUAUGGUCAAGUUUGUAGUUACCCUAUCUUUAUUCCUUCGGUUAACCUUAAAAAAAGAAUAUGGAUUUUUAAAACCUGUGUUUAAGUAAUUUUUUUUUUCUCCAAAAUAUAUAUCUAAUUUGUAAAUUUUUAUCAAUCUUUAAAGCCAUUUUGAAAUUAAAAACUACACAAAAAACGAAGGAUAAAGGAUUAUAUAUGUUACUUUAUAUGUAGUUGAAUUUGAUGAAUUCCAAAGUAGCCAGUUUUUUUCACUUAUGUUAGUAAAAUUCUUAUAAAAUAUAAAGGUGAUUUUUUUUACUUUUUUUGCAUUGACUGUUAAAAUUGUUUUAUUUUAUUUAGCGGAAUAUCUAUUUCACUUGUGUUUAAAGGGAUAAUGAUAUGUCAUAAUGAAUUCAUAAUAUGUGUCCGCGGUCAGCAAAACGCCCCACUUUGUCGCUUGCCAUAAAGACGCUUUGACAGGUUAUUUGACAAGCAAAUCUCGUCCUUAUGGUAAGCGACAAAGUGGGACCAUUGGCUAGAUUUCGACACAUAUCAUUCUGUGUUUUAGUCAUUUAGAAAUUAACCUUUAAAAACUGUUCUUGAUUUAUAUCUGGAUAACUGAAUAAUCACCUUAAUAUUAAUGCUAGGUAAUUUCUAAUUUAAUAUAUCCAAAACGUAAAACGUAAGUUGACAAUGAAGGCAAUGGUGAACCAAAUGAUAAUUUAAUAAGAAUUAUUACCAUCACUUUGUAAAAUAAUGGUAGCUCUAAAAACUUUAAAAAGCUAUAACCGGUCUAUUACUAUGAGUUUUGUUCACCAACCUUAAGGCUUCUAUAGACGUGCUACAAAUGGCCUUUUAAAUAACUGCUGGCUAAGUAUAGUUUGUCAAGCAAUUUCCGCCAGUAGAAAAAUGCGGCAAAUUUAAAAAAUGUGGGCGCGAAGGGUUAUCGUCUAGGAAUGCAAUAACCGGCCAAACUUCAUAACCGAUAAUCGGUUACGGUUAUUUCCGACAAAAAAUUAUAAAUUUCCAAUCAAGUAAUUAAAAAAUUACGAAAAUGAAGGUAAUGUGUGUAUAAGUCUUCGUUUUUUAAUAAAACACACAAAAUACAGUAAAAAUUAAAACAUGACCUUGGACGUGUCAUACAAUAUUCAAUCAAAAUAUUUCAUAAAUAAGGGAAGUAAAUUUGGUAUAUUUUCGUUAUUAAAGUACACGAAUGGCAAUAAUUAUAGUCACAGGCGUCAAACCAAAAAAAAAGGCAGGAUUUUGUAGUCAUUAAAAGAUCAAUUCCUAGAAUUUAAGUCGUAAAUAAAUACCCGUAACCGGUUAUUCGAAUUUCCAAUAAUCGGUUAUGAAAUUUUGUCAAAAUAAUUAUAUUUUGGUUACGGUUAUAACCGAUUUGCAUUCCCUAUUAUCGUCCUAUAGAAAAUUAUAAUUUCGCGCCUGUUUCUACUGAAAGCUGUUUUAACCGAUUAUAGCAACGAAUUCAAUAAGUCGACCAAACGACGCAAUGCAAGUUGCAAAUCGCAUGCGAUCAUUGGUGACGUUUCGAGAGGCCAUUUGUUCGAUUGAUUAAUUUAAAAUGCUGUUUUGGAUGUGAGGUUGUGAUUAAAGAAUGUGUUGUUUUAAUUUAUUUAUUUAAUAAAUCCUCUUCGUGCUUUGAUAUACAAUUAUGGCCGAGAGCAAUGAAAAUGCGUUUUCUUUGAUCUUGGAUGUAUUUGACGCUCAAUAUUAAUUUAUACUCGAAAUUGUUUUAAGUUUUUUUUUUUAAACAAAAGUUGCGUUCCACUAUCUCAUUGAUUAGUUUUCUUAUGUUACUGAAAUAUACAGUUACUUUCAAUAAUACACGAAGAACACAAUUUUACUAACGAAAAACAUGUUUUCUUACAUAUUGGUAACUUUUUCUGUUCGUCACGUAUUAUUGAAGGCAAAAAUGUUGAAGCGGGUUUUAUACGUUAUUUUCUUACUUUUUUUAAAUACUAGUUUUACAUAUAUGUUGGUUGAUAUUGUUUAAUGUUAUUGUUUGUUCUAAAAUAGCAGAAACUAUAGGUCUUGUAAAAAAAAUUGACAAAGUUUUCUACUGUUUUAGAUGCGUGUGUUUAACCCUUUGGUUGCCAUUUAUAACGAACGUUGAAUAUUUUAUUUUGAUGUAUCUCGUAUAAACGACAAAGAGUAGCCAGAGGGUUAGUAUAUUAUAAUGGCCAUUAUUGGUUUUUGUUGUCCAUUUAAAGGCUGUUUUUUUUUAAAUUAUGUCGCGUUUUUAUGUCAUUUCAAUUGUGCGCAAGAAAUACUUUAAUUCUUACCCAGAUUAGUUAAUUAAUUAUAUGUUUUUUGAUACAUCGGUGAUAUACUAUCACCAUAUCAUAUCUUUCUGUAGAAGCAAUAGAAUAUAACUACUUUGAAUAGAGUUGUUCAUCACCAGUGUGUAACUUUAAAAUGAUAAGUACUUAUACAUCAUACUACCAAAUGUUAUACUUAGCAAUAGUCUUUUUUAUAGUAAAUGUAACACAUGUGCUUCCUAGUUCAAUGUGAUUAAAUCGGAUUCUUUUGCCGAUAAAAAUAUGAAAUAAAAGCAUGUUCACACUUUCAAAUUUCGAUUAUCUUCUGAUUAUAAUCAUAUCAAAUAUUUCAGAAAAUCUUGUUAGUGGACAUGUAUAUUUCAUUGUUCAACAUUAUAUCAAUGCUAAAGCAAUAGACGUAAUGAUAUCUUUAAAAAUAAAUUAGAAUUGAACUAAACAUUAAUCAAUCUAUAGAACCUUAUAUAUAUAUAUAUAAUAGCUUUCAAUUUAUAAUAUAACAGUAAAAAUGCUUGCAUAUUAUUGAAAUGUAUAGCCUUACAUUAUAUAAAAUAAGUAAAGAAAAUCCUUUCAUAUAAUACCUAAACACUAAAAUACACUUAUUUUGAAAUUAGGCUUAUAUUUCGUCAAUUUACUGUAUAUUGAUUUUGUAUUCCAUCAGGAAGGAAGAAAUUUAGAUUCAGAAUAAUUGGAUAUUUUCACGAUUGAAAUACAUGCGAGGAUUUUCCUUACAGUGAUAUAUUUCUGUAAAAUGAUGUAAAAACGUGUGUGAACUUGUUUGAAGACUGAUGUAACUAUGCGUGGCAUUGUACUGAGAAACUAUAUUUUGUACCAUUAAAUUGAUAAUGAAAACGACCUAUAAACCUUUAAAUAAAUAUAUACUUCCGUA